GUGAUAAAUUGACUUGCACAGGCUUUACAAUAAAAAGCAAGCGUCUAAACUUUGUUGUGAAAUUGGGUAACACGUGAAAAUUUUGAUAGAUCAUAGAAAUGCCUAAAGAAAGACUUAAAAAGAAGUCAAGGCAACAUGCUGAAGUGCAAAAACAAGGAAUCAAUUUUAACAAAGAAUUUGGCCAACAUAUUCUGAAAAAUCCUCUUGUGGUUAAUAGUAUGGUGGAGAAGGCGGCACUACGACCUACAGAUGUUGUUCUCGAGGUUGGACCUGGUACAGGAAAUAUGACUAUCAAACUUCUUGAGAAAGUGAAAAAGGUAAAUGCCUGUGAGAUCGAUCCAAGAUUAGUGGCUGAAUUACAGAAGAGAGUAAUGGGAACGCCAUAUCAGACCAAGUUACAUGUAUUGGUUGGUGAUGUUCUGAAAACAGAUCUGCCAUUCUUCGAUGUCUGUGUAGCUAAUCUACCGUAUCAGAUUUCAUCACCUUUUGUGUUUAAAUUACUUCUUCACAGGCCGUUCUUUAGGUGCGCUGUGUUGAUGUUUCAGCGAGAGUUUGCUCAGAGACUUGUAGCAAAACCAGGUGACAAGCUGUACUGUAGAUUGUCUGUAAACACACAGCUGCUAGCCAGAGUGGAUCAUUUAAUGAAGGUUGGUAAGAACAAUUUCAGACCACCACCUAAAGUAGAGUCAAGUGUUGUUAGAAUAGAACCUAGAAACCCUCCACCUCCCAUCAACUUUCAGGAGUGGGAUGGUCUGGUACGAAUAUGCUUUUCAAGAAAAAAUAAAACCAUUGGUGCUUCUUUCAGAUUUUCAAAAGUAUUAGAAUUAUUAGAGAAGAAUUACAAAGUGCAUUGUUCCUUGAAAAGUAUUCCUGUUCCUCCUGAUUUUGAUGUGAAAGCCAAAGUUACAGAAAUGUUAGAGAAAAGUGGAUAUGAAUUAAAACGAGCUAGAACAAUGGAUAUAGAUGACUUUUUAGGGUUGUUAAACUGUUUCAACUCGGAGGGCUUCCACUUCUCGUGAAAAGACAAAAUUGACAAUCUCUGCUGAGAAAAAAGAAAAAAACACUGUGAUAUGAAUGGCUGGAAAUUAUAUCAUCUUAAAUUUUCUUGAAAUUGGAAGUGGAAUCAUGCCUUAGUGUAGCAAAGAUUACAUAGACCAACCCUGAGUGAUAGUAUAUGAUAUAUACAUUACCAUUUACUGUGUGUAAAUGUACAGUUUGCCAGCCUCACAAUCAGUUAAAGGACUUUCUACUUGCACAAGUCAAAAUCUCAUUGAUGAAAAUCUGUCCAUGGGACCUCCAUGACUGAGUGGCUAAGAUCACUGACUUUAAAUCAAUUGCCCGUCUCUGGUGCGGGUUCGAUACCAUACUUGUAGUGUAGAAUUCUUUCAUAUCCAGAAACCGUCCAGCUGGCUCAAUAGUGCUACCCAGGUGCGCACAUAUGCCUGAAAUUAUGCUCAUUGUGUCUUACUCCCUCAUAAACAGCUGUAAAGUCACCAUAUGACAUAUAAUUGCAUUUUUGUGACAUUUAACCCAACGAAAACGAAAAACAAACAGUCCUCAAUAAAAUGAAAUGAGUGCAUUAUAGAGGCACAAUAAUAUACACUUAAUAAGAUGUUGACGAUGUCAUUUGUUCUAAAGUCUUUAAGGCCCUUCAGUUUCUGUACAUUAAUGAAAUUCUGUUGACGGCAUAUUAAUAUAUUGAGUUUUCAUGUCAAGACAUAAUAUCCUGGAACACUGGCUAGGUUAACUGCCAGUCUUUACAUAACUGAAGUACUGUUGAAAAAUGGCACUUAACCAGAAACAAAAGGUAUUCACUUUGCUGGAAUGAAAUAAAAUUCUCGGCGUAAAUCACUGAUGUUGAUAAAUUUGAUAGUUUUAUUAGAUUUAUUACUACUGUGCAGAAGGCUGAUUAGUAUUUUAAACAGUUAAUAUAAUAAAAUGUGUAUGAAAAUCCAAAAUUUUCCAUCUUUUAUUGGUUUUGAACACUUUGGUUUCACGUUCAGUUUUGACUAUUUAACAGAGCUUGUACAACAAUGUAUAAGAGGAAUGUUUCUAUUUAUUGGUCUCUGCAAUCAAGAUUAUUAUUACUACUAUUAAAGUUUUAUUCAAAAGCAUCUCUUACAGUAGAAGUAUUUUAGAUUUUAAUCAUUUAAAUGAAUUUUCAAACUAAUUUUGAACUGUUUGUGGUAAAAAUUUGGUCACUGUUUCUAAAAAUUAGAAGUUGAAUUUCUGUUCCAUUACUUCAGUUACAUGUUAGAUAUUUAUGUUAAAUUAGUGUUCAUGUGCACAUGGCUGAAAUUAGGAAUGACAGACCUUUUGGACACUUCGCAGUCAAGUUCAGUGUCACUUUAACUUUGAUUUCCCAUUUCAUUCAAGUCCUUGUGCUCAGUAAAUUGAAUAGCAGUGCAUAUAUUUUAGUAAAACUUAAAAUGAAUAACACCAAUUAAUAAGUUUAAAUUAUUAAGAAUAAAAGGUAAAAGAUGCAAA
Messenger RNA from Mercenaria mercenaria, 2487 nucleotides. Its product is annotated as probable dimethyladenosine transferase. Lineage: Eukaryota; Metazoa; Mollusca; Bivalvia; Venerida; Veneridae. The transcript is spliced from 12 exons. Gene Ontology annotation, molecular function: rRNA (adenine-N6,N6-)-dimethyltransferase activity. Gene Ontology annotation, cellular component: mitochondrial matrix. Gene Ontology annotation, biological process: rRNA methylation. The record is from RefSeq and is a predicted model, not a curated record. The coding region runs from base 99 to 1019 and encodes 306 amino acids.